AUGGAUAUGGACAAGCCCAUUUUUCCCGCUCCGCCUGGAUACACCGUUGAUGUUGAUAACCCGCAGCGAUCGGGCGAGGCUGCUAACUUCUGGAUUGGCACCCUGGGCAUGAUCAUCGCCGCCAUCUUUAUGGCUAUACGCGUCUACACGAAGACGAGGCUAGCGAAGAACUUCACAUCAGAUGAUAUCCAGUACGGCCGCGGCACACUCGGCGUCCACAUCUGGGAACUAACUGGCCACCGCGUCAAUUCCACCAUGAACGUAAGCACCGCCCAUCGACUCCUCCCCAACAAUCCCGACUAA
Molecule: messenger RNA, 303 nt
Organism: Alternaria conjuncta
Lineage: Eukaryota; Fungi; Ascomycota; Dothideomycetes; Pleosporales; Pleosporaceae
Exons: 2
Coding region: 1-303 (100 amino acids)
Source: RefSeq, a predicted model, not a curated record